GGCGGAUACCACUAGAUUGGUGGGCAAAAAAAAAGCUAUAUCUAUCCUUCAACUUCAAUCCACACGCUUCCAUUUUUGUCCCCACCAUAUCCGUACCCAUUCCCACCUCACGAUUAUCGCCAUGCCCAUCUUCUUCUUCCUUUAGUUCUCAAUCCACCAUUUUCUAGUUUUUUUUCUUCUUUCAUUCUUCCUUCUGGGUAUGGCUGUGGCUAUGGCUUCCUGUGGUUGUACUAUCGGUGCUUACACCAAAUUGGUGGCAUUUGAGAAACAAUCCAUUUCCAAAACUGCAUUCUUCGGUUGCUCUUCUGGUUCAGAUCCUGUUAAACAUCUAUGCACUUCUUCAAGAUCAAGAUUGUCAUAUUCAUUGAGUACUAUGAUUCCAAAAGCAUCAGCCACAGCUAUUGAGGGUGGAAGUUAUCAGGAUACCGAUGUGGUUCCGACACCCAAAGUGAUAAUUGACCAGGAUUCGGACCCGAAUGCAACUGUGGUGGAGAUUACCUUCGGGGAUCGCCUUGGAGCUCUUCUUGAUACUAUGAAUGCUCUCAAAAAUCUUGGACUGAACGUUGUCAAAGCAAACGUUCAUUUGGAUUCUUCUGGGAAGCACAACACGUUUUCGAUCACUAAAGCCACAACCGGCCGUAAAGUUGAUGACCCUGAGUUGCUUGAGGCGAUCCGUUUGACAAUUAUUAGCAAUCUUCUUGAAUAUCACCCGGAAUCAAGUGCCCAAUUAGCCAUGGGAGAAGCCUUUGGAGUCGAAGCACCAAAAGAAAAGCUUGACGUCGAUAUUGCAACCCGCAUCCAGGUAUACGAUGAUGGUCCCGAUCGAAGUCUGCUCUCAGUGGAGACAGCAGAUCGGCCCGGAUUACUGGUCGAUCUUGUGAAGAUGGUCACCGAUAUAAACGUUGCAGUAGAGUCAGGAGAGUUCGAUACCGAGGGUUUGUUAGCCAAGGCCAAGUUCCAUGUCAAUUACAAGGGAAAAGCUCUCAUCAAACCGCUUCAACAGGUCGUAGCCAAUAGUUUACGAUACUUUUUGAGGCGACCGAGCACCGAAGAGUCGAGUUUUUGAACAUAAACGGGAUCGAAUCGAAACGGGAAAUGAAAGUUUAAAUGAACUAAUGAUGGUGUUGUUAUACCCCUUAUGCUAUAACAUUCAGGAGUUUUCAUUACCAAUUGUAAAGUUAUAUUACAUUUACAUGAUACCAUAAAAUCGCCAUUUAUGGUCCUUCAAAUGUUACCAUAUUACAUUCUGCCCCCUUAACUUUAUGAAUGUUACAUUCAGCUUCCUA
Molecule: messenger RNA, 1286 nt
Organism: Cynara cardunculus var. scolymus (artichoke)
Lineage: Eukaryota; Viridiplantae; Streptophyta; Magnoliopsida; Asterales; Asteraceae
Product: ACT domain-containing protein ACR11-like
Exons: 10
Coding region: 200-1066 (288 amino acids)
Cellular component (GO): chloroplast thylakoid membrane; chloroplast stroma
Source: RefSeq, a predicted model, not a curated record